Spinacia oleracea (spinach) is the source of this 1125-nucleotide messenger RNA. RefSeq lists its product as uncharacterized. The record is from RefSeq and is a predicted model, not a curated record. Lineage: Eukaryota; Viridiplantae; Streptophyta; Magnoliopsida; Caryophyllales; Amaranthaceae. Gene Ontology annotation, molecular function: actin binding. Bases 364 to 1029 code for a protein of 221 amino acids. The transcript has 3 exons.
UACCUUCAAUAUUCAAUAACCACUAUUUACCCAAUAAAAAACUGCCAAAAUAGCAUAUGAAGUUCAAACCUCAAUUCCAGUGGCAAAACGGUGACAAUUAAGGCAACGGUUAGAUAUCAAAGAGGCAUUAUAGGAAGUAGGAGAAAUUAAGCACGGAAAUUAAGCAUAACUAAAGGUUUGUGAAUAACAUUCAAAUAUGAAAAAUUAGGUAUAUACAGCGAAGAGCAAAGUGAGACGAGAAGUUUGCAUUCUUUGAACGUUUGACAGAAUGACGUCCAGCAGGAUCGAAAUAAUCAAACCCCCUGCGGAGGAACCUGCUAGUUGCGCACAUCAGUUUCAGUCUACUAUCUCAGCCUCAGGAAUAUGCAAAUACACUAUGGAAGGCUGGUGUUUCAGGAGAAUAUUUGUGUGGAUGAGAAAAUAAAGGUCAUUCUGAAUCUAUUAGAAGAUGAUGAUGAUAAUUCUCCCUUGAAAAAUGCUGAAAUAAGUUUGAGAAAAAAACAAACAAUGAAGAAAGCAGUUCAAGAUCUCUACAUAUCUUACCGCUCCUUAGCAGAGAAAUACGAAAGCUUAAAAUCAUCAUCAUCCCCUUCAAGCAUGAAAUACAUGGAUGAUUCUCAGUUGGAGACUACUGAUUCAAAUCCUGAAUCCAUUGUAGAAGAUGUGGAUAUUGAUUGUGAAGGCACAAUGACUGAUAUUGAAAAUAUAAAGAGGUCUUCGAAUAACUUAGUACCCAAAGAUGGAUGCAGCAUUAGGCCAGAAAUGGUAUGGUCUGAUGGAGUGAAGUUGAAAUUUUCAAAGCUUGUUGAAGAAAAUACACAGCUGCAGGUUGAGUUGAUCAGAAGAAACUCUGAGAAGAGAGAGACCAUCAUAAAGCUUCAAAAUCAGGUGAGGAUGUUGAGGGUCGAAAAUGACAGACUGCAGCGUACUCUAAGUUACUUUGAUCGUAACAAACAGCACAUCCAAGAGAGUUCACCAAGGAGGAAAUCAAUACUUAUAGACAAGUUCUUCAGAGGAUGCUCUCCGUAAAUUUAUAGUAUGUCAUGUAAAUAAUCCAUAACGCACUGCUCAUAUAAACCUCAAUUAUUGGAACAUUCGACAUAUUAAGCAAGUUUCUUAUUUCUU